CCUCCUCCUCUGUCUCCGAAUGGAGAGUGAUCUUUUUUCACAUCUAUUGAAUCUCCCAGAGAUCGCCUUGUCGCGCGGCCUGAGGAGGGACCACAUAGAUCACAGAAAUGCUUCAGCCACCGAGGGAUCGACGUUUGCAGAGCAUCCACUGAUCGCGCGAACUUUCCAGCGGACGCCGUGAAAGUGGGCAAUUGUUGGAGACCUCCAGAUUCGCGAAAUGUUGCAAUGGAAGGCGCAGACUCUGACUCGCCGUCUCAAACAGGAGUAUGAAGUGCUUCGCGGAUCUGGGAUCAACGAGAGACAAACUUGGUUUUCUUCGGAUAUCACUAAACGCUCGCGGGGAAAUACACUAGCGCGGAUACCGAGACGCUCGGCGCAGACCUUGCAACAUGGCCUCGGCUGUUAAUGUCUCCUCCGAGCAGGAAAACAGAGACCCCGAUCGGCCGAGGGUAACGCGGAGAAAUAGGGGCAACUAUCGGACCGCCGCGGCGGAUUUGGAGUAUUUGCAGCGGCCGAGCUAUUGCGAUGCCGCCUUUGCGCUGGAGCAGAUAUCAGAGGGGAAUGCGACUGGGAGGAAAGCGCCGCUGUGGUUGAGAGCAAAGUUUCAAAGACUUUUGUUUAAACUUGGCUGUUACAUACAAAAGAACUGCGGAAAGUUUUUAGUUGUGGGCCUUUUAAUAUUCGGAGCUUUUGCUGUUGGCUUAAGGGCAGCUAAUCUGGAGACGGACGUGGAGAAACUCUGGGUAGAAUUCAUGUACAACA
Molecule: messenger RNA, 762 nt
Organism: Danio rerio (zebrafish)
Lineage: Eukaryota; Metazoa; Chordata; Actinopteri; Cypriniformes; Danionidae
Gene: ptch1
Product: patched 1
Cellular component (GO): membrane; ciliary membrane
Molecular function (GO): hedgehog receptor activity
Source: RefSeq, marked validated